AUGGAACAGCAGUCGAACAGGGCCCAUCGGCCCGCGAAGGAGAAGAAGAAAUACGAAGAAGAAGAAUCCCAUGUUGACUCAAUCCGGAGCAUUACAGGACAGAAUCCGAAAGCCUUCGCAUUUUCAAAAACCGGAAAACUCAACAGGCAGGCGGCGCGGUCGCACGAUGUCAAGGAAAAGCGUCUUCAUGUGCCCCAGGUCGAUCGCAUGCCCGAGGAGGCACCCCCGACGGUGGUCGCACUCGUUGGUCCCUCUGGUGUCGGAAAGACAACGCUCCUCAAGUCCUUGAUUCGCCGCUAUACCAAACAGACACUUAGCUCCCCUCAAGGACCGCUGACCGUUGUUACUUCGAAAAAGAAGCGCCUCACCUUUAUUGAAUGCCCCUCGGACUCCCUGGCAGCCAUGAUCGAUGUGGCCAAGGUUGCGGAUAUUGUGUUGCUUAUGAUUGACGGUAACUACGGCUUUGAGAUGGAGACCAUGGAGUUCUUGAAUGCCUUAUCCACCAGUGGUAUGCCUGGUAAUGUGUUCGGCAUUCUGACCCAUCUUGACCUCUUCAAGAAACAGAGUACUCUCCGCAUGGCCAAGAAACGCCUCAAGCACCGCUUUUGGAGUGAACUUUACCAGGGCGCAAAACUCUUCUAUCUGUCUGGUGUGAUUAAUGGCCGUUAUCCCGACCGCGAAGUCCACAACCUCUCCCGAUUCUUGUCGAUCAUGAAGAACCCACGUCCACUUGUUUGGCGCAACUCCCAUCCGUAUGCGCUGGCAGACCGCUUCCUGGACAUCACUCCUCCCACCCAGAUUGAACAGAAUCCCAAGUGUGAUCGCACUGUGGCGCUUUAUGGAUAUCUUCGGGGCACCAAUUUCAAUGCCAAUGGUGCUCGAGUGCAUGUUCCUGGUGUAGGAGAUUUAACGGUUUCGGAGAUUGAGGGUCUCCCGGACCCCUGCCCUACCCCUCAUAUGGAUCAGCAAAUAGCCAAGGCAUCAGGCAAGUCUUCGAGGCGCAGACUGGGUGACAAGCAAAAGUUGCUUUUUGCCCCCAUGUCCGAUGUCGGUGGUGUUCUGGUCGACAAAGACGCUGUCUACAUUGAUGUCAAGACCUCUACCUUUAAUCGAGACUCGGAUGAGGAGUCAGAGGAUGAAGGACGUGGUCUCGGCGAGCAGCUUGUCGUUGGUCUGCAAGGUGAGCGUCGAUUGCUUGGUGAGGCCGAUCAGGGAAUGCGCCUUUUCCGUGGUGGUGAAGCAAUUUCCAAGGCAGAUGAAGAUGAUGAGACUGGCCGAAAGCACAAGAGACAUGCCCGCAUUGCGGAUACUGAACAAGAUGGCACCGCCGCGUCAGACGAUGAGGGGUCUGACGGGGAAGAAGACGACGACGAGGAUCUCGUUGGAGACGGAGAUGAAGAUGAUGGUUUCAGUGGCGAAGAGGACGAUGAGAUCGAUGUCGAGGCGCCAGCUGACUUCGAGAAAGAAUUCAAAGAGCGCCAGAACGGCAAGUCUCGUGAAGAUGAGGUCAUUGCUUUUGCAGACAGUGACUCCGAUCUUGGCUCCAUGUCUUCCAACGAAGAUCAAGAAUUUGAUAGUGGCGGUGAUGAAGAUGACGAGGACGAGGACGAGGACGAAGAUGACGAGGAUGGUAACGCACGAUGGAAGGAGAAUAUGCUUGCCAAUACGAAGGCGCUUCAUGGAAAGCGGCCGGCAUUCCGCGUCACUGACCUCUCGCGAAUGAUGUAUGAUACGUCUAUCAGCCCUGCUGAUGUUGUGAAGAUUUGGCGCGGCGAAGAAAACGAGGAGGUCGAGGAGGUCGACGACGACGGCGAUGAAUUCUUCAAGAAGACAAACAACGAGAAGAAGGAUGAAGACGACUUUCGCGCCAUUCCCGAUUACGACUACGACGAGUUGGAGCGGAAAUGGCGGGAUGAAGAGAUGCUCGAAUCUCUCAAACAGCGCUUUGUGACCGGCAAGCUCUCUGCUGGUGGCUUCGAUGACCUCGACGAAGUCGACGACGAUGACUUUGACGACGGUGAAGACGAUGAGGGUGAUGGAGCAUUUGAAGACAUGGAAACAGGUGAAGUGUUCAACGGUUUCAAUGAGGACGAUGAUGAGGACGAGAAUGAGGAUGGCGACGAAGCAGAUCCCCCUAUGGAUCUGGAGGUUGAGCGUGAACGCAACGCCAAAAAGAAGGAAGAGUUGAAGCUACGCUUCGAAGAAGAGGAUCGUGAAGGCUUUGGCAACGCCCAAGAUGGAACGCGAGAUGGCGGUGAUGGUGAGUUUGGCGAGGACGAUUGGUAUGACCUUCAAAAGGCAAAGAUGCAGAAGCAGCUUGAUAUCAACCGCGCCGAGUUUGAUGAGCUUGACCCCGCAUCCCGUGUCCGAGUCGAAGGCUUUAAGGCCGGUACCUACGCAAGAAUUGUGCUCGAAAACGUGCCCUACGAGUUUGCUUCGAAAUUUAACCCUCGUUUCCCCGUCAUCGUCGGGGGUCUUUCCGCUACCGAAGAUCGUUACGGAUACGUCCAGAUUCGUAUCAAGCGUCACCGCUGGCACAAGAAGAUCCUGAAGAGCAAUGAUCCCUUGAUCUUCUCUCUGGGCUGGCGCCGCUUCCAGUCCUUACCGAUCUACAGCACUUCCGACAGUCGGACGCGAAACCGUAUGCUCAAGUAUACCCCUGAGCACAUGCACUGUACCGGCGUUUUCUACGGUCCUCUCGUGGCCCCUAACACUGGUUUCUGCUGCGUUCAAUCAUUCUCCAACAAGAACCCCGGCUUCCGCAUUGCCGCGACUGGUGUGGUGACAAGUGUGGACGAGCAUACCGAAAUCGUCAAGAAACUGAAGCUCACUGGUGUUCCUUACAAGAUCUUCAAGAACACUGCUUUCAUCAAGGACAUGUUCAACUCUUCUUUGGAGAUCGCCAAGUUUGAGGGUGCAUCAAUUCGCACUGUUUCUGGUAUCCGUGGUCAAAUCAAGCGAGCCCUAGCCAAACCUGAGGGACACUACCGUGCUACCUUCGAGGACAAGAUCCUGAUGAGUGAUAUCGUUUUCCUACGUGCAUGGUAUCCGAUCAAACCCCACCGUUUCUAUAACCCCGUGACGAAUCUGCUUGACCAGGAGGAAGGCCAGGCCGGCGAUGCUGGUUGGCAAGGAAUGCGUCUUACCGGUGAAGUCCGCCGUGAGCAGGGCAUUCCCACCCCCAUGAACAAGGAUUCGGCAUACCACAAGAUCGAACGUCCGACACGCCACUUUAACCCUCUACGUGUGCCCAAGCAGCUGGCUUCCGAAUUACCUUUCAAGUCCCAAAUUACCAAGAUGAAGGGCCACAAGGACCAGACUUACAUGCAAAAGCGGGCCGUUGUCCUUGGUGGCGAGGAGAAGAAGGCUCGGGAUCUCAUGCAGAAGCUCACAACUAUGCGCAACGAAAAGCAAGCCAAGCGAUCGGCCAAGCAAGAGGAGCGCCGAAAGGUCUACCGUGCCAAGGUGGCUGACAGCCUCGAGAAGAAGGCAGCCCGCGAGAAGAGAGAGCGCGAUGAUUACUGGCGUCGCGAGGGCAAGAAGCGCAAGAAUACGGAUGGAGAAUCCGGUGGUGGUGGAAAGAAACGCAAAUAG
This is a messenger RNA of Penicillium argentinense, 3594 nucleotides long. RefSeq names its product GTPase BMS1. The transcript is spliced from 4 exons. Gene Ontology annotation, molecular function: GTPase activity; U3 snoRNA binding; GTP binding. Lineage: Eukaryota; Fungi; Ascomycota; Eurotiomycetes; Eurotiales; Aspergillaceae. Gene Ontology annotation, cellular component: 90S preribosome; nucleus. The coding region runs from base 1 to 3594 and encodes 1197 amino acids. The record is from RefSeq and is a predicted model, not a curated record. Gene Ontology annotation, biological process: ribosome biogenesis; endonucleolytic cleavage of tricistronic rRNA transcript (SSU-rRNA, 5.8S rRNA, LSU-rRNA); maturation of SSU-rRNA from tricistronic rRNA transcript (SSU-rRNA, 5.8S rRNA, LSU-rRNA).